AAAAGUCAGAAUUAAUGGGACGAGUCAAGAGGCGACAGUUUUGCCGGGGAAAUCAAAUUACACUUCAGUUCGGUGUGAAUCUGUGAAAUGGGGCAACCGAUUAAUAAGCUGCAAUACUAUCUCAGGGAUGAGGUGGUGUCGCACAACCAGAAGGACGACUGCUGGGUGAUCAUUCACUCGAAUGUCUUCAAUCUGACGCCCAUGCUAAGGGAUCGCCUGGAUAACUGGAACCGCAACCUGGACUACCUGAUAGCACAUGCCGGCAAGGAUCUCACGCACUUCUUCCACGAAAAUGGCGAGCCACGGACGGAGAUCUCACCCAGCACCGGCCGGCCCAGAGUACUCUUUCCGCCCAUUCUGGAAGUGGCCGUCUCCGAGUUUAGCGGCACCAAAGGGGCCAUGUGGAGCCAGGAUCCCUUCUAUCACAUCGGCAAGGUCACGAGGCGACCGCGGCUCAUCAGGAUAGUAAACGCACUCACCGCCCAGACGCAGUACAUGACCGUGUGCGAUGAGGAUAGCAUCUACGAUAUUCAGCAAAAGUACAAGCAGCGCUACAAUCACCAUGCCGGCAGCUACGAGUGGCGAAAGUUCUCAAAUGGAGGCAAGGCUUGCAGUGUGCUGAACCUGAAUGGCACCCUGGACGAGAAUGGCCUGACGGACGACGAGGAUAGCAACGUGGAGCUGCCCCCGCCCUCAAUUUGGCUCUACUACACAGAUGACCUGACCAUCGCUUGACACUGUUGUUUCUUAAAUGUUGUUGUAAAUUAUUUGUUCUAGCUGCAAGUAUAGCUCAUUUCAAGCUA
Messenger RNA from Drosophila kikkawai, 803 nucleotides. RefSeq names its product cytochrome b5 domain-containing protein 1. Lineage: Eukaryota; Metazoa; Arthropoda; Insecta; Diptera; Drosophilidae. The record is from RefSeq and is a predicted model, not a curated record.